AUGAAGCUCAGUACCCUCAACGCAGCCAUUGCCCGAGAUGCCUUUGCCCAUCUGCUGGCAGUAGGCAUCUGCUCUGCUGUGCUGUUUCUCUUCGCUGCUCUCACCUACUCGCAAAUUACCCUUCCUCGCUACACUACAAACUACACCGAGAAGGACGUUCAGCAAGUCGUGAACUUACUUAUCACCAUCCUGGCCACAGUCAUCGGCAUUCUCUUCAGCCACUGCCGCCGUCUGACCAACGAAGCCGAAACGAAGACUGAACUUCGCAAUGAGGAACUCACGAUCCCACGCCUCCAUGUGCAUUUUGAGGCCGCCAGUGGCUCGAAGGUGGCCAUGGGCCUUCCCGUCAUCCGCAACAAGUCUGUCUAUCGCUUGGUGGCGUUCUACUUUGCCGCCAUGAUCAUCUUUGCAUUCAUCCAUUCGGUUCUGUCCGUCAUCUUCGUUAUCGAGGACAUCAUCUCCGACAAGGGCGAGCCAGUACCUGUCGCCAUCCCCCUCAGCAUCGAUAUCCCAUAUAAGUUCGAUGGCGUUGUUGUCGAUCCUUGUACCGACGACAUCAACAGCCCCAAAUGCACGUACGUGCUGGCUUUGCACGCCAUGAGCUCACAACUCGUCACGUACCAAUCUUACUCCAUCGCUGGAGUGACCUUCGAUCCACGGAAUGGAACCAUGGGCCUGCCUUACUACGCCAUGAAGCACUUCGCGGACGAAGUCGCUUCAAUUCCUUUCGAGAAUGCCCGCCGUCGGUACUGCCUGCCAGUCCUGGAUCCUCACCUGAUCAAAUGCACUGAAGUCCCCAUCAACCACACGACCUGCGAGUCCAUCGACGGCAAGUUUGUCAAGUUCAAGUCUCUCAACGUCUCCGAGUACAACCAAUACACCCGAGAAGACACCCCCCAGGACACCGGUUUGUACAAAAUUGCCUCGCCUUAUCCCAACGGCGUCUACAAUUACGGCGCCACCAAAUUGCGCAUCGACAACCAAGGCCUGGGCGUCAUGGUAUCGCAGAUGUACUCCGAAGACCCCUUCACCACCAUGAUCGGUGCCGCGGACCCAUGGAAGGACAAGGUCGGUUAUGCCACCCUGCUCCAUCGCCUCAUGUACGACGGCGCCGACCCCGACAUCUCCGACGUCCCUGAGGGCUCUACCUACGACUUCGCAGCGCGGUGCGAGAUGACGCAGAUCAAGUACCAAGACAACCUCGGCUCUUCCUGGCGACAAGUAGACUUCACUCUCAACGCUGGCGUUUUGCGGGCAAACGUCACGGAAGAGCGCUGUCCCAACGGCCGCUCCGCCGGCGGCGAAGGCUUCUCCGGCUUCAAAGACCUGCCUUAUGCACUCGAAGGCGCUGGAGCCGUCAUCUCCGGCCCGGACGGCUACUCGACGUUCUUCAACGACCACCCUCCCACCGGCGCGGGCUCGGAUGUGUUUGCGAACAUGUCGCGCUUCGACCAGAUCGUGAAUCAAGUCUACCAUCUUAUCCAGACGAGUUGGUCGGAGCAGACUUACGACCUUGCGAUGCAGAGGGCAAGGGUGACGGAUGAGCCCAUUGUGAUGACCAUGUAUCCGCAUCUAUUCGUUAUUCGCAUGAGCUGGACUCCGACGACUUAUAUCGGUCUCGUGCUCUCCGUGCUCAUCGCGCUAAACGCAUAUACCCUCGCUGCCCGCUGGGCGAUGGCGACGUACCGGCUCGGCUUUGGGUCGGAUACGUGGAAUCUACUGCGCCCGGUCGACCUUAUGGCAUACUCACUGGCGGCGUCGCAAGAUCUAAUUCACGGCCUCAACACGCCCGAACACCGGAAGAUGGAGAUGCGCGGCACGAUGAGGACGGUCCUGAAAGAGCGGCCGAUGGAUCUGCUGGGGUUCAUCACAGGGGCAGGGAAUGGCAGGACGGGCUCGGAGUCGAAUGCUAGUACGCCUGUAAGGGAGUAUUAUGAGAAGGCGGCGGAGGCUGGGGUCUCUGUGAAAGAGAGGGGUGCGGAUCUUGAGAAGGGUCAGCAAACCGCCCAACUAAUCCCCUUCCUCACCCACGGCGAGCGCGCCGUCCCCGCCAACCUCAACCCCAAACUCCGCCCAAACAAAUACCAACACCCCAUGGACCCCUCCACCACCUCCAACCACGAGUCCAACUCCGCCGUCAUCCUCUCCGACGUCAUCGGCGCCCAGAGCAGCAUCAACAUCUUCGCCUCCUUCACACGCUCCGUGCCCAGCGUAUCGACCCGGCUCGAGACGAGUGCGCUGAACACGACCGUGCUCGCGCCGUCGAAUAAAGCGAUCACUUCUUUGCCGAGGAAACCGUGGGAAGAUCCGAAGGAUUACUCGCAGUUCGGCGCCGCGGCGUAUAAAGGCGCAAAGGGAGAUGAUCGCGCGCAGGACAAUAUGAAGCGGUUCGCGGAAGCGCAUGUGGUGCCAGAGAGUCCUUGGGAGGAAGGGGUGAAGGUGAAGACGAUGGGGGGUGGGGAGGUGUGGUGGGAGAGGAAGGAGGGGAAGGCGGUGGUUAUGCCGCAGGGGGUGGGGGUGGAGAGGGUGGUAGAGAGGGUGGCUAAUGGGGAGGUGUGGGUUGUUGAUGGGGUGGUGGAUUAUGAGAGAUGA
Messenger RNA from Saxophila tyrrhenica, 2592 nucleotides. RefSeq lists its product as uncharacterized. NCBI's taxonomy places the organism in Eukaryota, Fungi, Ascomycota, Dothideomycetes, Mycosphaerellales, Extremaceae. The transcript has 4 exons. The record is from RefSeq and is a predicted model, not a curated record. Bases 1 to 2592 code for a protein of 863 amino acids.